AUGGAGAGAAUCAUACAGCAAACUGACUACGAUGCAUUGUCUUGCAAGUUAGCAGCAAUCUCAGUUGGAUAUCUUCCCUCAAGCGUCCUGCAAGGAUUUUCGGUCGAUAUGGCCAGCAAGUAUACACAAUGGCAUCGCGACUACUUGCUUACUCUCAAAAAAUUCAGUAGACGUACUUUUGGGAAAGUAGACAAAGCAAUGAGAUCUUCAUUCCCGGUGAUGAAUUAUGGAACUUAUUUGCGUACUGUGGGAAUAGAUGCAGCCAUACUGAAUUUUUUAGAUGGGAAUGAACAGGUUCAGGUAGUGAAUUUUGGUUGUGGUUCAGAUUUACGAAUGCUACCCCUGUUACAAAUGUUCCCCAAUCUGACGUAUGUAGACAUUGAUUACAGUGACUCGGUAGAGUUGAAGAAUAAUAUUUUGCGUGAGAGUAAAAUUUUGCGCACUUCCCUUGAUUUGCCAGAAGAGAAUGCGGCAACAGCACCACUUUUGAUAGAUCAGAAAAGGUAUAAACUUGUUGCAUGUGAUUUGAACAAUACUACUGAAACCGCUCGUCUGCUAGAUACAUGUACCGACCGUGAUAUACCUACCGUGGUGAUAUCUGAAUGUCUCUUAUGCUAUAUGCAUAAAGACGAGGCUCAACUACUCAUAAAUACAGUCUUGGAAAGGUUUGUACACGGACUAUGGAUAUCGUACGAUCCUAUUGGUGGUUGUCAACCGAAUGAUCGGUUUGGCACCAUUAUGCAGUCCAACUUAAAGGAAUCAAGAAAUUUGGAAAUGCCCACACUAAUGACGUAUAACUCGAAAGAAAAAUACGCUUCAAGAUGGUCCACAGCUCCCAAUGUGACUGUCGAUGAUAUGUGGGAAAUUUUCAAUGCACAAAUCCCCGAAUCUGAAAGGAGAAGACUUAGAACACUACAAUUCUUGGAUGAAUUAGAGGAACUGAAAGUCAUGCAGACUCACUACGUCCUUAUGAAGGCUAAAUGGUAG
Messenger RNA from Saccharomyces mikatae IFO 1815, 987 nucleotides. RefSeq names its product leucine carboxy methyltransferase (gene PPM1). The record is from RefSeq and is a predicted model, not a curated record. Gene Ontology annotation, molecular function: protein C-terminal leucine carboxyl O-methyltransferase activity. The transcript has a single exon. NCBI's taxonomy places the organism in Eukaryota, Fungi, Ascomycota, Saccharomycetes, Saccharomycetales, Saccharomycetaceae. Gene Ontology annotation, biological process: C-terminal protein methylation. The coding region runs from base 1 to 987 and encodes 328 amino acids.